AUUAUUAUACUAGAGUAUUUGGUUAUAAUUGUUACAUUAGUUUAUUUUGUAUGGCCCGAAGCUCUUGGGGGCUCAUUACUAAACAAUAACUAUACAAUAUAUAUUUCUUGUUGGUUUACCUAUGAAUAAUCAAGAGAAAAUCUAAAUUGUCAAAGAUAUUAAGGAAUAAUCAGUUGCAGCUCAUGCAAAGUAUAAUUAAAAGUUAUACUUGAAAGAUAAAACAUCGACAGACAUGAGUAGAGUAAGGCGAUUCAUGAGUGCAGCUUUUGCUAACUCUAACGUGAGAUUCAGCGAUGCAUCUCAAGAUCAAGAACACCUCAUCACAGACACCCAAAGCUUGCAGUCGUAUGAAGUACCAGAAAUGAAAAUGUCUUUCAGACAUGUACUGCCAUAUCUGUCACCUGCCUAUUUAAUACUGAGGUACAUUGUACUUAUCACGACUUUCUCGCUGAUAACUUAUGUACUAUGGCAAUGCAUGGGAUACUUGGAAGAGGGUAAAAUACAGCAGCAACACAUCGAAAAUGAGUUGAAUGUCUUUCACCAAGCUGCAGAAAUGAAGUUGAAACAGCUCAACAUUAUUCAAGAGUCCAUGAAGGAUAAACUUGAGAAUAUAAAUAUUAUGACGGAGCAGGGCUCCAAGAGAAUCAAAGAUAUGUUUACCUUUUCUAAAAGUGAUUUGUUAAGAGAAUAUGAGGAGGGUACAGGGGAUCAGUGUCACCUUAUACCACUCAGCUUGAGGUUUGACUGUCAUCCUGAAAAUGGAGCAUCAGAGUCAAGCUGUACCCAAAGAGGAUGUUGUUGGAACGCUUUGCACGAGUUACACUAUGAAAAACAAGUUCCUUUGGAUGUGCCUUACUGUUAUUAUCCGAAAAAUUGGAGUUUGUACAAAUACACCAACUUUAGCAAAAGUGGAAACGAUUUUACAGGAUUAUUACAACUACAGAAUAAUUCAUAUUAUAAGGAAGAUUUACCUCUUAUUCAGUUUGAAAGUACUGAAAUUGAUGACACCACCUUACAUGUAAAGAUAUUUGAUCCUACCAAGAAACGAUAUGAGCCACCGUUUCCUGUGAGGGCUGAUAAGCCGAGUGUUAAAAAGAGUUACCAUCCCAUGUACGAAUUAAAAAUGGAUGAAAAUAUUCCUGGCUUCAGAGUGGUUCGUAAGGGUAAUCAGAGAAGCGUAUUUAAUUCGAUUGGAUUUGGAGGAUUUAUAUUUGCGAAUCAAUUCCUGCAAAUCAGUUCUGUCCUGCCAUCCCACAAUAUUUACGGCCUCGGUGAGCACAGGGCUAACUUAAAAUUGAAUACCAACUGGCAAAAAUUCACUAUGUUGAAUGCUGAUCAACCACCUGUUGAAAAUUCAAAUCUGUAUGGCUCUCAUCCAUUCUAUAUGGUAAUAGAAUCGUCAGGAAAGGCACAUGGAGUUUUAUUUUUGAACAGUAACCCAAUGGACAUUAUUUUGCAACCAACGCCUGCAAUAACGUAUCGAAGCAUCGGCGGAAUUUUCGAUAUGUACUUCUUUAUGGGUCCAACGCCCGCAGAUGUGCUAAAACAGUACGCUGAAAUAGUUGGGAAGCCAUUUUUUCCACCUUACUGGUCACUAGGCUUUCAUUUGUGUAAAUAUGGAUAUGAAACCUUGGAACAGACCAAAGCUGCCUGGCAAAGAACGCGAGACGCUCUCAUUCCAUUUGAUACUCAAUGGAACGAUUUGGAUUACAUGGACAAAAACAAUGACUUUACGUAUGAUAAAACAAAAUUCAAGGACCUGCCCAAAUUCGUCAAAGAACUUCACGAUGCUGGAAUGCAUUACAUUCCUCUGAUCGACGCUGGAGUUUCAGCGGGUGAACGAAGCGGAAAAUACGCACCUUUCGACGAAGGAGUCCGUCGUAACGUUUUCGUCAAAGAUGCCAACAGCGAGAAGCCAUUCAUUGGCAAAGUCUGGAAUUUAGUUUCGACCGCUUGGCCGGACUUUACAAAUCCAAACACGACGCCCUAUUACACGGAAAUGAUGGGUAAUAUGCACAACGAGUUUGAAUACGACGGUGCUUGGAUCGAUAUGAACGAGCCGUCGAAUUUCUUCAAUGGACAUAAAAAUGGCUGCCAGGCUAAUCCACUCGACAAUCCGCCUUACCUUCCCCAGGUGAACGGAGACUUAUUGGCCACUAAAACUCUUUGCAUGAACUCCAAACAAUACCUCGGAAACCAUUACGAUCUUCACAAUGUUUAUGGCACGAGUCAAGCCGUUGUUGUCAACCACGCUUUGAAAAAAAUCCGUAACAAGCGUCCAUUCAUCAUAUCCCGAUCCACGUGGGAAGGCCAUGGCCAUUACGCAGGUCACUGGACUGGCGAUGUAUACUCUCGAUGGCACGAUUUGAGAAUGAGCGUUCCGGAAGUAUUAGCCUUCAGUUUGUUUCAAAUUCCAAUGGUUGGAGCGGACAUAUGCGGCUUCAAUGGCAAUACAACCGAGGCUCUUUGCAAUCGCUGGAUGCAAUUAGGAGCUUUUUAUCCGUUCUCGCGAAAUCACAAUUCCGACGAUACCAUUGACCAAGAUCCAGUUUCUAUGGGCCAGUUGGUCGUCACGUCUUCUAGAAAAGCAUUGAGAACAAGAUAUUACUUAUUGCCAUACUUGUACACCCUGUUCUACCGUGCGCAUAUGUACGCGGAAACUGUGGCUCGCCCUCUCUUUAUUGAAUUUUAUGAUGAUCCAAAGACGUACGACGUUGAUUCGCAAUUUUUGUGGGGUAGCUGUCUUAUGAUUGUACCAGUGUUGGAAGAGAAUAAGACUGAUGUUGACGCGUACAUGCCGAGAGGUGUCUGGUACAGUUUGUACUCGGGCGAUUCUUCAUUUUCCAUCGGCAAAAAUUACACAUUCGACGCGCCAUUAGAUACUAUUCCAUUGUUCGUUCGUGGUGGAUGUAUUUUACCUGUUCAAGAGCCAAGUCUUACAACCACUUUGAGUCGCCAAAAACCAUUCAGUUUGUUAGUAGCUUUAGAUGAACGAGAAAAUGCCAAAGGUGAAUUGUAUUGGGAUGACGGAGAUAGUUUGGACUCCAUCGAGACCAAGCAGUAUAAUUUGUUCGAGUUUGAAGUGACAGAUAGUGUUCUGACGAGUCUUGUAGUUGAUGGUGCUUAUAAAAAUAGCACCAUGAAAUUAGGAAAAAUAACCGUGAUGGGUAUUUCCAAUAUUGUGAGAGAAGUAUACCUGAAUGGCAAAGAAGUGGAGUUUAACUAUGACAAUGAUUUACUUCUUCUUGAAGUAAGGAGUUUGUCGGUCGAUUUUACGGAAAAACUCGUCCUAAAAUGGAGCGAUAGGGUAACCCACGAACCCACAACCGGAUCACCAAAAAUCUUAGUAUUGCCAAAACAAGAAGCACUACAGCAGCAUCCUGAUGAAGUGAGCACCGUUACUUCUCCACAUUUAAACAAAUCAGCAACAAAUUUCCCUCUAGUUCAAAUCCUUAUACUUACCGUGAUUAAUUUUCUAAUCGCGAAGUAUUUUGUGGCAUUGUAAUUUAUUUGACUGCAUAUGUACGUUUUUCUGGACCAUUUGUUUUUAGUUUGAUUUGUACUUGUUAAUAUAAUUUUGGAACACGACAUUUUACGUUACAUAUGAUGAGAAUUGGAACGAAAUAUUUAUAGUGUAAGACAAAUGAUUGAAGAGAAUGUAUUUUUAUAGACAUUUACACUUACAAGUGUGUCAUGUGCUAAAUAGUCAAUUAAAGAUGUGAUAUUUUGUAACGUUAUAGUAUACAAGGAGGCAAAAAUCUCAUAGUUUUUACACAGUUACACUGUAUGUGUAUUAAACUUGAGUAAAUUGUCAUCCGUGUAAUGAAGAAAUUGUUUGUUAUUACAGAUUAUAACAUCUUAUGGUAAAUUUUUUACUAUACGUCUUUAUACCUAAGAUUUUGAAACAUUUUUAUUACUUUGACAAAUAGCUUAAUGUACAUUUUAUUUAAAAGCAGUACUACUGCUUACUAUGAAAAUACUUUAGAUUCUAAUGGCUUUCAGAAAAUUUGUUACUUCC
Messenger RNA from Copidosoma floridanum, 4018 nucleotides. Its product is annotated as lysosomal alpha-glucosidase. Gene Ontology annotation, molecular function: carbohydrate binding; alpha-1,4-glucosidase activity. NCBI's taxonomy places the organism in Eukaryota, Metazoa, Arthropoda, Insecta, Hymenoptera, Encyrtidae. The record is from RefSeq and is a predicted model, not a curated record. Gene Ontology annotation, biological process: carbohydrate metabolic process.